CUUUGAUGAACUUGCAUAUUGCUAUUUUUUACUUUCAAGGUGAGUUUUACUCAUUGUCCAAACGUAUAUUUGGUUUGAGGUAUGUCUUUGGUCAUAACAAGGAUCCCAGGAAAUUACAGAAAACUGGCAAUUACUCAUUCUUAGGGGCUAUUAUAUUACUACAGUUUGUCUUUGAGUCACUUGUCAAAUUCAAAACUUAUCAAGACAGUCUUAAAAAAUCACAUACCAGUGAAGAAGACGAAGAAUCGAAGCCAUCCAGAAUUAAAUCUAUUAAACAAUUAGAAACAUACAACGAGUCGUUCACUGAAGAUUUAAAACUUAGUGAACGCGUAAAUUUCGACCUCUCAGACCCAAAUCAACUACCUUACAUCCCUGAAGCUUCCAGAUCGUGUAUGUUAUGUUUAUCACCAAUGACCAAUCCUUCUGCUGCCAAUUGUGGUCAUAUGUUCUGCUGGGUCUGCAUUGUUGAUUGGAUUCGUGAACACCCCGAGUGCCCCUUAUGUAGACUGCAGUGCCUUGAACAGAAUCUCCUCCCUCUCCGCUAAUGCCAUCUGUAUAGUUCAAUCCAUAGUAAUGGUAUACCAACCGCUAGCUAUUUUAUUAAGGUGUACGGAUGUAUAUAUCCAACGUUAAAGGUUUUUUUUUAAAAAAAAAAAAAGAAAGAAAAAAGUGAAAAAAUCUCAACAUGAAAUAAUCCGUGGCCUAAAACAACAAAGUAAUUUGGCUUGAUCUAGAAUUAAACUGUUCAACAAUUAGACUGUUCAACAAGUAACUGUUCAGCAAUUCAUUAAGAGGGAGAUAGGAAGAGGAUUCUUUAAGCUCUGCUUCGGUUCGAUCCAUACUCUGUCCAAAAAGGUUUUUUUUU
This is a messenger RNA of Hyphopichia burtonii NRRL Y-1933, 865 nucleotides long. RefSeq names its product ubiquitin-protein ligase peroxin 10. Lineage: Eukaryota; Fungi; Ascomycota; Pichiomycetes; Serinales; Debaryomycetaceae. Bases 6 to 545 code for a protein of 179 amino acids. Gene Ontology annotation, cellular component: peroxisomal membrane. Gene Ontology annotation, biological process: protein import into peroxisome matrix. The record is from RefSeq and is a predicted model, not a curated record. Gene Ontology annotation, molecular function: zinc ion binding. The transcript has a single exon.